Molecule: messenger RNA, 2748 nt
Organism: Mauremys mutica (yellowpond turtle)
Lineage: Eukaryota; Metazoa; Chordata; Testudines; Geoemydidae
Gene: ARHGEF33
Product: Rho guanine nucleotide exchange factor 33
Exons: 17
Coding region: 196-2748 (850 amino acids)
Molecular function (GO): guanyl-nucleotide exchange factor activity
Source: RefSeq, a predicted model, not a curated record
UACAGUCCCAACUCAGACAAGCACCACCACGGAAGGAGCUGUUACCUAGCCUUGGGGCUUGGAUCAUCUGACUCCUCAUUGAGCUCACAUGCUAGUUAUUCCAAAGCAGGGGAUGUUUUCAGUGCACAGUAAAAGCCCUCUGAAGUGAGGCCAGAGCCAGAACUCCCCAGGGAGGACAAGCAGCAUUGCACAGCCAUGGAUUCAAACAAACAAGAAGGAGAAACUGAAAAUGUGCCAGUGAGUAACCCUGCAACACAGAUUUCUCAGUUGCAGGCACUGGCCUCUGAACUAAAAACUGGUUUCACUGAAGCAAUGCAGGAACUUUCAAGAAUUCAGCAUGGAGAGUAUGCUCUGGAGGAGAAGGUUAAGAGCUGUCACUGCACAAUGGAAGAGAAAGUGUCAGAAAUGAAGAAUUCGCUGAACUCUUUCAAGGAGGAGCUCAGUGAUGCCAAGUCGAAGAUUGAAGUGAUCAGUGCCAAGCAAGAGGAAAUGCAACAGAAAAUUGAACAGCUGCAACAAGAGAAACGUAGGGAAUCCCGGAAAGUGAAAACUAAAAGAACACAAAAGGAUGAACACGGGUCACAAACGGUGCCUACUCCUCUACAAGGCAGUCCGUUCCGAUCGAUAAAUCUCCCGGAACCUGUACUGAUUAAUGAAGAUUUUACAAGUCUUUUGCACCAUGCAACCUAUGAGAGAGUCUCUGAUACCCGAUCCAUGGCAGCUGGAGAAGGAAAUGUGAAAAUAGUGUCAGGCACUGGCGGGAGCAGUGCAAAUCCAGAGACAGAAGAAAGCCUCAAGCCUUCCUUGCCAGCUGACAUUCAGCCAAAGGGUCACCCCACAUCGACUGUGUGGAAGCAGCCCAAGGACAGUAAAGAGUGGGGUGAUGAAUAUAUUUCUAAGGAGCACCCAGACAGAGUGAAGGAAACAGGCCAAAGCAGAUACACCUCAGUGGACAAUGUCUUAUGUGAAACUUCUUUCGCUGCCAAAAGACAGAGCAUUGCUUUGGAGCUGCUCGAGUCCGAGAGGAAAUAUGUCAUCAACCUGUCCCUGAUCCUGAAGAUCAAAGCCACAUUGCAAGGCUCAGACAUGAAGAGGAACACCAAGGAGAGAAGUUUCUUCCCCGGUUCUUUACGAUACCUGGUCCAGCAGCAUGUAGACUUACUUCACACACUGCAAGAGAGGGUGCUGAGUUGGCCACGUCCAGGAAUCCUGGGAGACAUAUUCCUGAAGUUAACAAAUGAUGAGAACAAUUUUCUGGACUACUACAUUGCUUACUUGAGGGACCUGCCGGAAUGCAUCUCACUGAUCCACGUGGUGAUUCUGAAGGAGGUGGAAGAAGAAAUUAAGUCUGACCUCUACAUGCUGUUCUUUCACAUAGUCCAGCGUAUCCCCGAAUACCUUAUUCACUUACAGAACAUCCUGAAGUACACCGAGCAAGAGCACCCCGAUUACUACCUGCUCCUGGUAUGUGUGCAGCGCUUCCGCAUUUUUAUCUCGCACUACAGCCUGCUAUUACAGUGCAAUGAAGACCUGCUCAUACAGAAACGGAAAAAGCUGAAGAAGUCGUCCCUGGUUAAGUUAUACAAAGGUCUGGCUUCUCAGUGUGCCAGUGCCAGCCAGGAGGUUUCUCAAACACCCAGCACAACAGCCGUCCGAGACAGCGGGAUCCACUCCGAAGAGGUGAUGCAGCCGUUCCCAGCAGCCCCCUCUUCCAGCACAACAGCCACGAUGGGCAAAGCUGUACGUAGUCGGGUGACUCGCCUGAGCCACUGCCUGUGUCGCCGCGGCUGCACUGCUAUUUUUGGUGCUGUCUCCAGCAGCUUAGCGCAUGUACAUCGAUCCGAGCGGGGAAUCACACUUCCCAGCUGCAGGCAUUUGGUGUCACAGAUGAAGAAGAACCAGCCUGCAAUGAUGGAGAACAUCCAGGCUGGGAAGCCAUCAGACUGGGAAACGGAGGCUAGAAAACACGAAAGGCCAGAAAAUAUCCUUGCUUCGUCUCAGUUCCCCGAGCAGGAGCUAAAGGCCAUGUCCAUCCCUUUGCAAGCGAUCCCGGAGAUGGAAUAUGAAACUCCCCCAGCCGAUCCAAUGGGAAAUGCUGAGAGAUCUGUCAGGACCUCAAUGGAGCUGCUCCAGGAUGCUAGAAGCUUUGCUCCAAACUAUGAAGAGCUGGACUAUGGGAGGGAAGUUUUCACCCUGCCAGGUCCCUACGAGGACGAGACCUUUCAAAAUCUGGCUCUUUUUGAGAACUGCUCCCCGGCCUCCUCUGAAUCCAGCCUAGAUAUUUGCUUUUUAAGGCCUGUUAGCUUUACAGUGGAACCAGACAGGACAGAUCACUCGUCGCAGCCGCUGCCCAAAAGCAGCAGUGCUUACAAACAGGAGGCGUUUCACAGCAAAGGCAAGCAGCUGAGCAGGUCCCUGAAGGAGUUCCCCAGGAGCACUGAGGUCAUGAGCACGAGACUCUACAGCACCCGGAGCAGCAGCAGUAGCCAGCUGCAGCACAAGCAGGAGAGAAGCAUGCAGCCUCACCUGAUCUCUGCAUCAUCUAGAAGCUCCCAAAGGAGCUACUUCCCCCCACCAAGAGGGCUGGGGGAGAAACAGAGCUUUUUGGAAGAGCUACAUGCAGAAGACAACACCAGGUUCUGCCAGAAGGAUGACAACGAACAAACAUCCUUCAGCGAGCACAACCCGCGGCAGGAACCCAAAGGGGGCUUCCGGAGCUCCUUCCGCAAGCUCUUCAAAAAGAAAUGA